Molecule: messenger RNA, 1002 nt
Organism: Cryptococcus wingfieldii CBS 7118
Lineage: Eukaryota; Fungi; Basidiomycota; Tremellomycetes; Tremellales; Cryptococcaceae
Exons: 4
Coding region: 1-1002 (333 amino acids)
Source: RefSeq, a predicted model, not a curated record
AUGUUCCGCCUCGCCCCCAGACUCCUCUCCCGCGGCCACCUCCGCCUCCUCUCCACCACCCGCCCCCGCCUCAACAAGGGCCCCCCCACCACCCAGGGCCACACCAGCACCAAAGACGCCGACGACCCCCAAGCCGACUCGGCCCACGCCGCCCACGCUGAAAAGCAGUCUUCCAACGGCUCCGGCGAGGAAGAGCCAUUCGAUGCUGCCCGUCAAGGCGGUAGCGGUGGCGAGGCAAAGGGGUCCAAGACGCAGGCGACAAGCGGCGUCGACAAGGGCCAGUCUGGCGCUUUCAAGGACCAAGUCGGUGGGCAGGAAGGUAGCGACAAGGGCGUGGAAUUCGGGGGGCAAGAGCCUGCUGCCGAGAACACGGCUACUCAGGGGCUCAAGAAUACCAACCAGGGACAAGGUUUCGAAGGCUUGCGAAAGCUUCGCGAGGAAGGAAAGAACUUUCACACUUCUGCUCGCGCCCACGGACCCGCUGCCGAGCCCACAUCCCCCGACGCCCCCGGCUCCCGCGCCCCGAAAGAAUCCACCCCGGGCGACCAGAACGAUCACCUCAAGCACAGCUCUUCGUCCACCCCCGACAAGGGCAAGGGCAACGCCGCCGAUGACCCUCAUCUUCCCAGCCAGCAAGGCAAGGGCGGGAGCACACAGCAGACGAGGAAGAUCCAUAUGAGCGCUGCGAGGAGAGCCCACUCGCCCCCUUCCGACAAGUAUGCAAAGACUCAUCAUGACAGUGAGAGCCACGCCGCUACCAGCGCUCCUCCCGAAGCUCUCCCCCCUCACCUCGAAUCCGACUACUCUGCAGAAGCCACCGAACCCGCUCCCUCCAACCUCAAGCCCUCCAGCCAGAUUCCCCACUCUAGCUCCGCCGUCGACCCUCCUCACCCCGUCCUCUCCCAGCAGGCCAAAGACGGUACUCUGGCUGAAAGGAACACCCAGCCGACUGCUGAGAUGGGGAGGCAAGGCAAUGACGAGGCUUGGAAGCACCGAAAGUAG